GCCUGUAGACAUUGGAAAGCGUCUGUAAAUGCGUCACUCGGGUUGUGGACAUUCAUACUGCACCGGGACCUGUGAUUGGUUGGCCGGGGAUCCAGUCUUCUUGUCAUCGGUUGGCCGGCUCAUUUGUAUUUGGGAAAAGCCCGGUCCUCGCUACCGCGUGGGUGUGGACGCACGGCCGUCAGACGUACAGUCAUAGCCGAGAACCACCUUAGCUAUGCGCGGUCUCUUUCAACUUCCAUGCACUAUCUUUUAUUGUGUGCCGACGUCAUGAAAUCACAAUGCAAUGUGUCCAGCGAUGAAUGGGGAAUAAGUAGGUGACCGGAGUACCGGGGCGCGCGCAGCAGGAAAGCACCACCCUCCUCUUUACACCCCGUCACUGUGUGACGCGACAGUCGGAAAAACGUAACGCACUCAAGACGUAACGCUGAAAGAUCAACUUCUUUAUUUCUUAUACUCGGCAAACUUCCUCCAAGUCUCGAGUCUCGUCCGUUACCGACCCACCUUUCCCCGUGAUCGCAUUCCGACAUUCCUCCAACGCAACCCUAUUCAAUCCCGCCUCCUGGCUUAUUUACAUAUAGAUGUAUAUAAACAGCUCGAUUGGCCUUCAAUCUGCAGUCAUUAAGAGGCAAUUCAGACGACACGAGCACGUCCCAGGGCUCCCGGCCGCCGCCUUCCCGGCACAUUCAAGACUCAUCACCGACUUGGUGACAGGACUCGGACUAGGACUAGCUGACGACUUAAGUCCAGGAAAGGACUUCGAGGAUUUAUUUUCUUUCCCGCAGUACACGUCUUCACCUCACAUGCUCGCCUGAGGACAUCAUGCCAGCACUUGGGAACUUUUUGGGAGGUUUUGGGGGAUUCCAAGUCGGAGGACAAAUGCCAGAUCCAGGACUACUGUUGUCGGAUCAUAUGGGGGAAAGAAGUGUGAGAAAUGCCGACCAGUUUUCCCAUCUGGAAGGCAUCCUGAGGCGCCGACAACUGUACUGUCGCACCCGAUUUCACCUGCAAAUCUUCCCCGACGGCACAGUUAACGGCACGCGGCAAGACCACAGUGUUUUCGGUAUUCUGGAGUUCAUAUCAGUAGCGACGGGACUUAUGAGUAUCAGAGGUGUAAAGAGCGGGCUGUACCUGGGUAUGGAUGAGAACGGAGACAUGUACGGAUCGGACCAGCUGAACAGGGAUUGUAUCUUCAGAGAACACAUGGAGGAGAAUUUUUACAACACCUAUGCGUCACACGAACACCGGAACGACAAAAACGGAAGACCAUUUUUCGUCGCCUUGAACAAAGACGGAACUGCAAGAAAGGGCAAUAGGUCAAGAAAGACACACAAGUUCACCCACUUUCUUCCGAGACCGGUGGAUCCUGAGAAAGUACCAUCUUUGUACCAGGACAUUCUUGGGAAGAGAUGAUUUUAGCUGCGACACUGGAGAGCUCACUGCCUUCUAUGCAAAGACUAUGCAAAGACUGUAGACAUGUUGCGCCGGUGUAGCAGGGGAUGCUGUCCACUCGACAUUACCGUCCCACUUCGCUAUAGCAAUGGUUAGUACGUGGAUUGGAACGCCAAGGCAUUCGAUCCGAUAAAAAAAAUUGCUCGGUGCUAAUUAGUUGACUAGCAUCACUGCUGCUUUUGAUUGACAAGAACCACUCACCGUUAUGGUUCAAAUGAAACCCCCUACCCUUAGAUCAUUAGUCUAGAUCUCAGAACAAGCUGUGUUCGGCAAGCUGAGCACGGUGUCGAUUACACACAAGAUAAUCACUGAUAUUUAGAUAACAACGAAUCACGCGUCCUCCUAUGCGCUAUGAUAAUCGGCUUUUUAGAUGGAGACAAUUUUUUUACGAAUUGACCUAUAUGACCCAGCCGUAUCUAAGAUACGGCUUGAUAUGAUUUGUGGUGAUUGACUAUGAUUGACUAUGCUGAGCAUGCGUGCGAGCAAAUUGAGAAAAAAUGUGACACAAAAACGAGCGAGAAUCGGGACUGGUAUUCGAUUCUAAAGAAAAAAGAGCGUAUUUAUUGUAAUUUAUGUGUCACGUGGUUUAUGUAUGUACAUAAUACUUGUUGUAAGUAUUUAUUUAUUGAAGAACUUUUUCUUGUCAUCCAAGAACUUUUCUUACAUCAUAUCUAUAUUAUCUAUAUUGCUGCUAUGCAAGAAUCAAAUGUGCAACUGUCAUGGGUUUCUGUUAGGCCAUUGUUUGAUUGUAUUCUCUGUCCUUUAAAACAUUUUUAAAUGUCAAGCUUCGAGUUUAUCGUUCAAAUCUUCAGUUUUUCUCAAAAGUAGGUACGUCACCAAAGAACUCAAGUACCACUUGUGUCCCUGCUGAUGUGGGCAGACGAUAAUGUCAAGGGUUGCUACUGGUCUCGUUAGACAGACAAAAGAGAUGGGUGGGAAAAUGGUUACCAGGGAAAAGACACGGAAUCAUUUAGCCUUCUUCACACACAUUGUAGGUGCGGCUGGAGUUUUUUUAGAGGAGCGCUGAUUUGCAACUUUCAACAUGGGGUAAGCCCUUACCAGGAGACUAGGCCGGGAUCGGGCAGCUCGGACAGUUUAUUCGGUGGCCCAAAAGAGUCAGACCGCCAGAUUUCCUAUAAGCGCUCGGGGAGAAGGAGCUAGGUCCUUCGGGCUUAAACUCCCCCGGAGCGCUAAUGUGAGAUCGGCGGGCUGACUACCUUGGAUCCCCGAACAACACUCGCUAGCUACCCGAUCCUGACUGGCCCCCAGGGUACAAGGGCUGUGGCACUGAUCUCCCCCGGCAUUUGAUAAACUGGCCUAUGUUGAAAAACGCAAGUCAUCGCACCCCCCCCCCCCCCCAAAAAAAAAAGAUACAUGCGUCGCACCUAAAAUAUCAGAUCUGUACGGGUACACUUUUUUCUGUACCAUUGUGUUGUCUGGCCAAGCCCAAAUUUUAAAGAUACUUUUCAGACAAUUUUCUGACCAGUGUUGUCAGCAAAUAAAAAUACUAGAGACAGAUAAUGACCAUACCAGCAAAUGCUUGGAGAAAGAAGUACCCCCCCCCCCCCCCCAAUAAAAAAGACUAUAAAACGGCAAAGAAAAUGUACAAGGAGUGAAUAUAAUUGUGUGUACUUUUUUGACAGCCAUUUUAUUUUAGUAUGUGUCAAUAGCAUUGUCUAGUUAUUGAUCGCCCCGAUUUUAGCUGUCGUCCUAACAGCACAAGUUUUGAGACAAAGAUUAUCACUGUUAUGAAGAAUCUCUUUUCUUAUGUGUCUAAUUGGCUGUGUGAUUUUUUUUACGACGAUACAGAGAGAAAAGUGUCCCCCUAUUUUUGUAAGAGUUAUUGUAUAUAGUAAGAGAUAUGAGUGAGAAAUGUAAAAGAUCUAUGAAACAGAGAGACUGAUACGUUGUCUGUAUACGUUUGAAAUUCCGCCGAGUUUGUCUCGGAUGGCCGGAGUAUCAGAUCAAAUAUAUUCACAGAAUAAAGGAAAACAAAUGAUUGGAAUUAUA
Messenger RNA from Branchiostoma floridae (Florida lancelet), 3459 nucleotides. RefSeq names its product fibroblast growth factor 20-like. The transcript is spliced from 3 exons. NCBI's taxonomy places the organism in Eukaryota, Metazoa, Chordata, Leptocardii, Amphioxiformes, Branchiostomatidae. Gene Ontology annotation, cellular component: cytoplasm. The record is from RefSeq and is a predicted model, not a curated record. Bases 820 to 1410 code for a protein of 196 amino acids. Gene Ontology annotation, biological process: positive regulation of cell population proliferation; regulation of cell migration; fibroblast growth factor receptor signaling pathway. Gene Ontology annotation, molecular function: fibroblast growth factor receptor binding; growth factor activity.